UGCUAGGUUGUGUCUGGUUUGCUAAUGUUGCGGGCGAAGUGUAGGACGAAUAUAUAUUCGCUUUUUUUGGACAAAAACUCAGUAACUUGAGUUUAUUGAACACAACAAAAGAAAACUAUAACUAACUGACUUUAGAAAAACAAAGCACCAGCCCCGAAAGAGUCAAGAGACCGGCUUGUCAGAAUUUCAUACAACAAAACGGGAAGGCAGAGAAGCGUGCUUGGGACAGCGGACAGAGGGAUGCUUUGUCCGCUUCUUCCCACCUUAAACCUUGCGCACCACUCCUCUACUUUAUAGCGUCUGUCAAUUGCUUCGCCCUUCUUCAGUGCCGAUGCAAAGUUGAAGCUAACUUGCUUAAGAAAUGCUAUCUCUUCGCCGCCGUCUGCUCCUGUUCAUCCUGACUCAGCAGUGUCUUAUCCGGGUUCUGAUCAAUGGCCAGCAUCCGGUCCGUGGUGGUGAGCGCACUACGGCGGAGAGGCAGCAGUUCUGUCGCUGGCCCUGCAAAUGCGGUGAAACGCCCCGGUGUACACCAGGGGUGAGUUCCGUGCUGGACGGGUGUGGCUGCUGUAAGAGCUGUGCCAAGCAAAUCGGAGACGUCUGCAACGAGAGGGACGUCUGUGAUCCGCACAAGGGAAUGUACUGUGACUUUUCCGCUGACCGACCAAGAUUCCAAAUCGGAGUCUGUGCCUACUUCAUGGCAGUUGGAUGUGACCUUAACGGAGCCCACUACGAGAACGGGGAAGCUUUCCGGCCUAGUCCCCUUUACAAGUGCACGUGCAUCGCAGGCGUCAUCGGGUGUACUCCGGCGUUCUUUCAGAAGCCUGCAGGUCUUUUGGGACCCGCUCCGCUCAUGGGAAACCUGCCGGGGAGCAAGAGUUCCAAAAAACAUGCGCAGGAUACAAUGUACAUGUCAGCUUACAGGGAUCCUCACUUGGCCUGGAAAAAGAACUGUCUGAUCCAAACGACCACCUGGAGCCCCUGUUCCAAGUCCUGCGGCCUGGGAGUUUCCGUGCGCGUCAGCAACGAUAACGGCAAAUGUGAGAUGACAAAAGACACGCGUCUGUGUUUGCUGCGCCCAUGUAAGAAGAACGUGAUGAACAACAUUAAGGUGCCGAAAGGAAAAACAUGCCAACGUCAAUUCCAGGCAAAAAAAGGGGAAAAGUUGAUACUCUCGGGUUGUUCAAGUACCAAGAGGUUCAAGCCCAUGUACUGCGGCACCUGUAUGGAUAAGCGCUGCUGUUCCCCCAACAAGUCACGAAUGAUCAAGGUCAACUUCCGAUGCCCAGGAGGCGCGACGACAGAGUGGAAGAUGCAGUGGAUAACUUCCUGUGUUUGUCAGAAGACGUGUGGUUACUCGGGUGACAUGUUUUCAGACUUGCGUUUGAUAUGAUUCCUACGAGGAAAAACAGACCCAAAGCACAGACCCGGUCUUCAGGUUUUGCAGUUUUGGUCACAAUAUUAAUAAUAAUCAUAAUUUGGGCCUUUAAAGGAUUUAUUUUAAACAUUCUUAUUCCACAGUGGAAUUAUUGCUACAGUACAGACAAUUAUUUAUUAUUGUUUUAUUAAAAACAGAAAAAUAUACAAACUUUUUCAGUGCUUUGGUUCCGAUUUUCUACAAUAAAAGCUCUGAUAAAACAUUGCACUGUUCUCAAAUA
Doryrhamphus excisus (bluestripe pipefish) is the source of this 1655-nucleotide messenger RNA. Lineage: Eukaryota; Metazoa; Chordata; Actinopteri; Syngnathiformes; Syngnathidae. The record is from RefSeq and is a predicted model, not a curated record.